AUGGAGAGCAGAUCUAAAAAGCAUGGAGACACCCACUAUACCUCGCCCCAUGAAGGCGAGGAGCCAGCAUUAACGGAGCAACUUGGAGAGCCACUGUGGACGUUCGACUCGAUUUAUGACCUGUACUCUACAAAAUCGCCAACAAACCCUGGAGCGACGCAACACUUCGACCUAUCCACAUACUACGAUUCCUUACCACCACCGACCUCUCCGCCUCCCGAAACUGCGCUCCCCCAACCACCGUCCCAGUCUUCGCAGACAUAUUACGACGUCUCCGGUGUGCAGUACGCGCCACCCAGCGCCGAGGCCUACACUUCACCAACACGGAGCGCUGCCGUGCUGGAACCGUCGCUGUCGUACCAUUACGGAAACAACGCCGCGUCUGCGGGCUACGAGAGCUACCUCCCGAGUUCUUCAAGCAACACCUACACCGCCGGGUACGCGAGCGGAGACUACACCUCGGUGUAUGGGGCCACGAGCGAGAUGUCGCGGCAGGGGAGCAGCGGGGGAACGUACUACGACGGGCUCGGAAUCUACAUUCCCGACGGCGCGCCAAUGUACGCGAGCCCGACUACUGACGCUUCCAGCCCGUACAGCGUGUCGUACUCACACGCAGCGACAACCUCCACCAUAGCCCCGGCCGUAGCCUACAUCCCCGAAUCGCCUAUCCCGGCCCCCGUGCCGCCGUCCGCACCGACCCCUCCCGCGGCUGCCGUCAUGCAUCUCCCCCAACCCGACCGCAAAGGCAAGAAGCGCGAGCCCGUGCUCGUCCGCAAGCCCGUUCUCGUCCGCAAGCCCGUUGGGUACUUUCUCGACGGGUCCAGCAGCAGCAAGUCCGACGACGAAGGAAAAAAGCCCGGUUUCGCAGAGAAACUCGUCUUGUUUGCCGCUAGCGCUAACGGCAUUAGCUCGUUCAAGGAGGUGAGGGAGAACUGGAAGGAUUAUAAGGAUAAGGAUUACAAGCCGACGAAGAAGAAGUAA
Lasiosphaeria miniovina is the source of this 981-nucleotide messenger RNA. RefSeq lists its product as uncharacterized. The record is from RefSeq and is a predicted model, not a curated record. The coding region runs from base 1 to 981 and encodes 326 amino acids. NCBI's taxonomy places the organism in Eukaryota, Fungi, Ascomycota, Sordariomycetes, Sordariales, Lasiosphaeriaceae. The transcript has a single exon.